UUCAAUUUCAUUACCCGUUGCAUUAUUCUCUCUCUCUCUCUCUCACUAAAAUGUCGACGGCGCGUGAUGGCACGGCGGCGGCGGGCGCGUACGAAGGAGCCGGAACCGGAGCGGGAGGUAAAUUUAGGAAAAAACCUUUCCGACGGAACCAAACAACACCUUACGAUCGUCCACCACCACCAGCACAAAGAAACCCUAGUUGGCUUACAAAGGCUGUUGUUGAUCCAGCUUCAAAGCUCAUAACUAACGGUGCUCAACGGUUAUUUAACUCCGUAUUCCGUAAACAUCUAGAACCUUCUACUUCAAUGCCGUUAUCUCUACCUCCAGGACCAAGACAAGAACCACAGAAUCUGCCUCAGGAGUCACGUCCCAAUGAGUAUGCUGGAGCACUGGUGGAGGCAGGACAAGGAGGUGACAACGAUGCAUGCAGCUCCGGGGACGGCGCAUUCUCAGAGCUUGAGCAGCUCUUGAAGCAGAAGACAUUUACAAGAACUGAGAUUGAUUGCUUGACAGAACUUUUGCGCUCAAAAGCUGUAGACAUGCCUAUGGGAGAUGAGGAGAAAAGAGCCGAGGCCAUUCAAUCUAGAUGUGCAUUGGAUUCUUCAAGCAGCUUGCUGGAAGAAAAUAACUCUGUUAAGGUUACAUCCGGCGGAGUUGUUGCAACUCCUGUCAUGAAUUCCAGGAUUCUUGAAGAUGAUAUUGCCUCUCCUGCUGAGCUUGCAAAAGCUUACAUGGGGAGUAGGCCAUCAAAGGUGUCACCAUCAAUGCUGAGCACGCGUAGUCAAGUUGUAGAGGGUACACCACUGCUAACAAAUGCACAAUAUGUCCAAAGAUCACCCGUUCCAUCAGUGACAACUAGGACUCCUGGUUUUCUCGGGGUUCGAGAAAAUGGGUUUACCACUCCGAGAUCUCGUGGCAGAUCUGCUAUAUACAGCAUGGCUCGUACGCCAUACUCUAGAGUUCGUCAAACUGAUGUUCAGAAGGCUACCAGCUCGGCAAAUUAUGACUAUGGUGGGUCUUCAUCAUCUAAGCCAGUGUCGGAGCACGAUAUACUUUUUGGUUCUAAGCAGGCCCUCAAGCGAAGAAGUUAUGUUCUGGAUGAUGAUCUUGGAUCUGUUGGUCCCAUGCGUAGGAUUAGGCAGAAACCUAAUCUAUCUUUUGGAGCUUCACGUCUCAGCACGAGAGUUGCUUCUGCAGCUAACCUGCAUCCGGAGGUAUCAAAAGUUGUCGGAGAUGUCGAAGAUAACAAAACCACGCCUGCAAGACAUGUAGCCAUCCCUCCAAAGUCCAGUGAGACUGCUGCAAAGAUAUUGGAGCAACUUGAAAAGAUAACCCCAAAGGGAAAAUCAUCAGAAUCCAAACUAGCUGCAGGGAAAGAGAAUAAAUUGACACCAAACAUGCUUCACGGACGAGCUCUCAGAAGCUUGGAGGAUUUGGAUUCACCCAAGCUGCUGCAGAGCGCACAAGAUAGCUAUAAGUUGGAGAACUGGUCUAAAAUUCUUUCUCCUAAUCCCAGUGAAUCGAGGCAAAGUGAAUUUAAACAAUAUGGGCAUAAGAGUUCUGUUAGCGAGUCAACUGUUAUAGCAAAAAAAGAUACAAUCUUUUCAUUCAAAGAUACUCAACCUAAUGUUGAAACCAAUUCCCUAGAAAAAAAUAAGUCUGCAGCUCAACCUCCUCUCAAGAAACGAGCUUUUAAGAUGAGUGCAUAUGAGGAUUCUUUUGAGCUAGAAGAGGACAUAAACUCUAAUGGGCCUUCAUCUCAAUUAGCUGAAGGGAGAGGGAAGCUAGAAAUAUCUGCUGCUGACCAGAAGCCCCUAUGUGCUGCUGAACCCACAAGCAAACCUGCUGCUUUGCUGGAUGUAAAGACACCUCCUGGGGUUUUAGACAAGAGAUCUGAUAUGGAAACUCCAGAUACUGGUGCGGUCGCUGUCACUGUGUCUAACAAAACAAAGGAGACAAAUGUUGACAUGGUUCCACCAUUUCUGUUUUCAUCGUCAACCCCAGUGACGGGGUCAAAGCCAGGAAGCUCGAGCAGCCUCUCCAAUCUAGCGUUCGGCCGAGCUGAUGGUCGGCCUAAUCCUUUUCAGUUGGAUAACUCACAGAAGGCUGUGGACAGCAAUGGCAAAUUAGAAGCAUCAUCAUCUGGUCCAUCAAGUUCAAUAUCAACUAGUGGUAUUUUCUCAUUUGGUGCUCCAUCCAGCCCUUCAAGUAAUGGACUGUUUGCUCCCAGUCCUGCUAUCUCAGCCACCUCUGCCUUGGCAUCGGGUAGUUUUACAAAUGAAGUUUCGACUAGCAGCUCGAAUGUUGGUGCCCCGUUGACAAGCAUUACGAGUACGAUUGGUGGCACAACAGGAAGCUCUACCGCAUCUGCUAGCAGUCUCUUUGGUUCCAGUGCAGCAUCCUCGUUUUCCAAGGAACCUCUUAUCAAAUUUGGUUUCUCUGGGGUUCCGCCAAAAACAGUUUCAGCACCAGCAACAACUUCCACCGCAGAAACUACAGACGUGAAUGCCAAAUCUGAGAGUGGAACUGCUUUUGGCAACUUGAAGAGUUCACCUUUCGGGGGUGCAUCUUUUGCAGCUACAGGCUCUGGAUCAGUAAUGUCCACGGGUACUGCAGGUAGUACAGAGUCUCAGGGUUCUGUUUUUAGUACAGGAGGUGCAUCACUUGUUAGAGCAGAGACUUCUGUUGGUGGAUCUGGCAUUUCUGCUGUCUCAGGGAGCAUGCCCGCUCCUUUCAGUUCAUCUGCUUCAUUGCCAUCCACAGCAAACUUUCCUGUGUUUGGUUCUGCGCCUGGUACUACUGGUCAAGUUUCUGCUUCUCCUUCACAUAAUGCCCUAGUUGGCUCCAGCAAUGCUGCUUCUGGAAUAUUUAGUUUUGGUGCAAGUUCAUCAUCUUCCAGUGCAGCAGGCAGUUCAAGUGGGCCCACAAAUGGUACGGUCCCGUUGGCAUUUACUUUUGGUGCCAGUUCUGCAGCUCCUUCAAAAACCAGUGUACCUGCCACGUCCAGCAGCGCUACUCCUGGAAUAUUCAGCUUUAGUGGUAGUUCUUCAGCUUCCUCAACAAAUGCUGUCAACAGCUCCAGCAGUACUACCCCCAGUGUAUUUAAUUUUGGUGGUAAUACUUCAUCCUCCUCAGCAAACACCAUCAAUACUUCAGCUGCUCCUGGUAUAUUUAAUAUUGGUGGGAGUUCUUCAACUUCUCCUGCAAAUGCUGGCAACACCUCCACUAGUGCUUCGCCUGGCAUCUUCAGUUUUGGUGCUAGUUCUUCAGCUUCCUUGACAAAUGCGGCUAGCACAGUUAAUCCUAGUCCAUUCCACUUUGGUGCUACUUCAGCCUCUUCACAAGCCUCUAGCACUGCUGGAACUUUUGGAUCUAGUUGGCAGCCCCAAAAGUCUCCUGGCUUUACUUCCUCAUUUAGUUCUUCUACCCCCUCUGUGUUUACAUUUGGAGCAUCUUCAUCUUCUUUUACUACUCCAAGCACUUCACCAGUGGUCUUUGGAUCAACACCCAGUGCCGCAAGUGGUUCUGCUUUUUUAUUUGGUUCAACUUCUUCCACAAAUUCACUUUCACAGCCCAUGUUUGGUAAUUCAGCGUUUGCUGCAUCCCCUGGAAACAAUGUUAACAUGGAAGACAGCAUGGCUGAGGAUGUUGUGCAGGCUCCUGCACCUGCAGUUUCUUUUGGGCAACCUUCUGUUUCGCCCUCUCCAGGUGGCUCUGCAUUUGGUUCAGCACCGAGUCCAUUCCAGUUUGUCGGCGGUCAGCAGAGUCAGGCUGGUCCCCAAAAUCCUAAUCCAUUUGCAGCAAGCAGUCUAGUUCAGCCUGCUCCUCAGAAUUCUUCUCCAUUUGCAGCAUCAAACAAUCUAGAAUUUGGUGGUGGAGGGAGCUUUUCGUUGGGUAGCAGUGGCCCUGACAAAUCAGGUCGGAAGAUUGUGAAAAUUAAUAGAAACAAACACAAAAGGAAAUGAGGACAUUAAGCAAAGAUCUUCGAUUUGUUGGUUAGAAUAUCGAGUGGCAGGAGACGACUAAAUCAUUUGAUUAUAGCACAGCAAUCAAAGGUCACAAUUUUGUUUACAGUUUUUACACAAAGACAUGAAUGAUUGUAUUGUACGGGUAGGGCCAUGAAGGUUUGUCUUAGUUCACCAAAUUGUUUAGUCAACUUUGCUUUUUGUACUUCUACAUGUAUAAUAGGAGGGAAAUGGUUGUGCCUCUAAACAUCUCUUUCGAUGAAUCCACUGGUAAAUUGAUCAAGAGAAACAUCCAUCCCAAUUGUCUUAAGAUUAAUAAAACAAAAAAUCGAAAGGUUGAUACGUCGGAAAA
Lycium ferocissimum is the source of this 4317-nucleotide messenger RNA. Its product is annotated as nuclear pore complex protein NUP1-like. The record is from RefSeq and is a predicted model, not a curated record. Gene Ontology annotation, cellular component: nuclear envelope. NCBI's taxonomy places the organism in Eukaryota, Viridiplantae, Streptophyta, Magnoliopsida, Solanales, Solanaceae. Gene Ontology annotation, biological process: nuclear membrane organization; poly(A)+ mRNA export from nucleus.